Messenger RNA from Linepithema humile (Argentine ant), 1902 nucleotides. Lineage: Eukaryota; Metazoa; Arthropoda; Insecta; Hymenoptera; Formicidae. The record is from RefSeq and is a predicted model, not a curated record.
AUCGUCAGUAUUUAGCAGUUCAACGAUUGAAAUCGGGAAAUUAUUGAGAUUUUGUAGACCCGUAUUUGAAUGCUUCAGAAUUUUUAACGACUCUCAGGAAAGAUUUUAGCAUAUCUAAACACGAACUACGAUCGCGUGUUUGUAAGAACGAAAGAGAUCUUGACGAAAGUUUGCGAAAUAUGACCGAAUAUUUCAUUCAUGAUAUUGAAAGAAUGUCGAUGCGUGACUUGACGCUUCAUUCACUUGUGAACCAAUUUUAUUUUUUUCUUCAGACCGCAGAAUUGCAAGACCGUAGAAUUGCAAGUGGAAUUGAGACCUUUUUAAAUUUCAGAAAGUACGGUCUGCCGAUUUUUAUUAUUCUGGGUCUUUUAGGAAACUGUUUAUCUGCUAUUGUACUCUUCCGUAAAAAGAUGCGUUCUUUCUCGUCCAACAUCUACUUGGGCGUGAUAACAAUAAGCGACAUUGUUUAUUCGACAACAUUACUCAUUAGAUGGCUUGAAUUAAUGGAUAUAAAACCAAACAAAAAUUAUUUGUUUUGGUUUAAGACCUUUAUAGUUUUUCUGAACUACAUUUCCGAGUUCCUGAGUGUGUGGCUUAUAGUAGCCUUUACCAUCGAGCGAUAUAUAGUGACGAAGUAUCCGCUCCUACGUCGAUCCUGGUGCACUGUCAAACGAGCAAAAAUCGUAGUAAUCACGCUGAUGGGAAUAGCGAUUUUGCGCAGCAUUCUAUAUAUUCUUUUUCAUAUCAUGAUGAAUAAAAUAAUAGAAGAAAAAAGGAAAACAAAUAUGUUUCAUGCGUUCGAAUUUAUAAGAUUUCACCAUCAGAAAGGAAUUAUACGGAUUAAAAAUAUUAUAGAUUCUAUUAUAAUAUUUACUCUACCUGCUCUCGUAAUAGUAAUCUGCAAUACUCUAAUAGGAUACCACAUUUACCAGCAAAAUCGUGUUCGUAAAACCAUGAUUACAGCGUCCGAUUCUUCUAAUGAGAGGAUUAAGAUUUCUAAUGAUAAAAUGCUUCAGCGUAAGAUUACAAAGAUGCUUAUUCUUGUUUCGAGCACAUUUGUUAUCUUGAAAUUACCUGAAUAUUUCUUUUUCUACAUUUUUAAUAACUUAAUGAAAUAUGUCAAUGUGCUUGUUAUGAUGCUAACAUUCCAGUUGUUAGACAUGGCACAUUGCAGUAUAAAUUUUGUUCUCUACUGCGCAACGGGACAAAUUUUUCGUAGAGAACUCAUCCACUUAUUUACGAAACGUACAAAUAUAAAAAAUUAACAGAAAUAUCAUGGAGAGGGACAAUUAUGAGUAACAAAAUGAUUAAUAUCGAAUUAUGCAGUUAUAAUAAGCUUACAAGUUUACAUUCAAUCGCACUUCAAACAAAACCAUGUAUUUACUAACAACGCACAACUGAAAGCUUUUCAAAAGAAGGUAGAACUCCUGAUAUACAUAUACAUACGAGUGAUUAUAAUAUAGUCACACAUUAUAACUACACAAAAAUAUAAUUAACUGCAAAUAGUUAAAUAAGAUAGUUAAUCUUAUUAUUGUAUUAAAAGUGUUAAGAGUAAGUCAAAAAUAACAAUUUAAAAAAUCUAUAAUACACAUAUAUACAUGUAUGUAAUAUGUACAAUGCUUUAGCGCAUCAUAAAAAAACGACAGUUUUAUCAAUUCUAUUAACGAAUGUUGACUUAUAUACCUUGGAAAAAAAUGUUGAUUUAUUUAUUUAAAAUAGGAAAAUUAUCACACCAUAAAUUGUAAUGCAAAAACAAUUUGUGAGCAUCAGAGUUCCGUAAAUGACAUCUAUUCAUUACAAGAAUAUUUUCUAAAAAGAAAAAAACGUAUUAGAAACAAAUUGCGUAUUAUUUAUAUGUUAUUAUAUCACAAAUAUCUUUACUAUAGAAUUAGUGUAUUUAUG